UUAUGGCAAGAAUCAAGCCUCAAGCAUUGCUUAUUCAGAGCAAGAAGAAAAAGGGCCCAGCUCGAGUCAGUCUUACAACUAUCAUUACAUGCAAUCUUUUAGUCAUCUUGGUUGUAUUAUCCUUGUAUGCAACCUACAAUCACUGGUAUAAAAGGUCAAAUAACCAACUUGGAACGGUAUUAAAAACUUCUGAGCACACCAACGGUAAUGGGGAGCCCAAGAAAUUUGAUCUACCUGGCUAUGCUGUCAUUGAAACAUCCAAAGGUUCACUCACUGUGGAGCUUCAUAAGGAUUCCUCCCCAGAGGUUGUGGACAAGUUCCUUGAUUUAUGUCAAAAAGGAUACUUCAAAGGAAUGCGUUUUCAUCGUGUAAUAAAGCACUUUGUUAUUCAAGGUGGGGACCCUCACAACCUUGGUGCUGCUGAAGAAUGGGCUCUCCAUAGAAAAUCCAAUAGUCAGCUUGAGACAAGCCCUAAGCACGAGGCUUUCAUGCUUGGAACUUCAAAAACAAAAGCAAAUGAUAAAGGAUUUGAGAUCUUUAUUACGACUGCACCAAUUCCUGACCUAAAUGAUAAGCUUAAUGUGUUUGGGCGGGUCAUCAAAGGCGAGGAUGUUGUACAGGAAAUUGAGGAAGUCGAUACGGAUGAACAGUAUCACCCAAAGUCUCUGAUAGAAAUCGUUAACAUAACACUGAAGCAAGAACCCUGAAUAUUAACUGCAUAAAGAGUUACCAUCCACCUCUUCAGGGCUUUGUCCUGUUCCUUAUAGGCCUAUUGCAGCAGCAGCUGCUGAACUUGGUCUGUUACAUUUGUUUCAGAAGUGUGAGAUCUCUUGAUUUGACCACACAUUCUAAAUUUCUCUCAUCUGUAACCUUUGUGCUGCUACCAUGUAUAGGGGUACGUAUCACUUGAUUGAACGCUUUGUGGUUGACAUCAAUUUGCCUGGAAUUAUGAUUUUUUCUAGUUUUCUUGCCUCUGUAUAAAUUGUUUUGUAAGAAGUGUAAGCUUAGAACAGACGAGAUUUUGCUUUUGUUUAGCGUUGUGAAGCUAGAGUUGCAAUUCAUAGUGAAGUUAGACAUACGGUUGUCACUACAUUUUGUUUUAGAAAUUUGGAUGCAAUUUUUGAACACCAGCGACACUAAUGUAGGGCUUGUUUGGGAUU
This is a messenger RNA of Phalaenopsis equestris, 1160 nucleotides long. Its product is annotated as peptidyl-prolyl cis-trans isomerase CYP21-4-like. Gene Ontology annotation, biological process: protein peptidyl-prolyl isomerization. Gene Ontology annotation, molecular function: peptidyl-prolyl cis-trans isomerase activity. The record is from RefSeq and is a predicted model, not a curated record. NCBI's taxonomy places the organism in Eukaryota, Viridiplantae, Streptophyta, Magnoliopsida, Asparagales, Orchidaceae. Bases 3 to 707 code for a protein of 234 amino acids. The transcript has 7 exons.